AGAAUGGUGUGUUGCUGUCCAGUGACAACAACCCUAGUGGUUGGUGCAAUCGCUUUUUUCAUUUACAAGAAAUUCUUCACGCCACCAACAAUUAAACCAAAGCCGGCGAUUCACAAAACCGACUACAAGAAAGAUACUGUUUAUCUUUACCAAUUCAAAAGACUGAAAAACUGCCCAAAUCUUUCACCAUUCUGCAUGAAAAUUGAGAUUCUUUGCAGAGUCUACAAUAUUCCUUAUGAGAUUGUGGAGAGUUCAAUGGCUCGAUCGAGAAAUGGAACUUUACCUUUUAUCGAGCUCAAUGGGGAACACAUUGCAGACUCUGAUCUCAUUGAGAUUCGCCUGAGACAACAUUUUAAGAUUCCAAGCCUCCCAACCGAACAAGAAGCGCAGUCAGUUGCUUUGAGCAGAAUGGCAGAUAAUCAUCUUUUCUAUGUACUUCUCCGCUACAAGAGCUCAGUUGACAUGUUUUACGAGAUCAUUGUCGGGCUUCUCGGUUUACCAUCAGCAUUCAACGCCGUAUUGGUUCCUCUGGUCAAAGCUGUGUUUGGAAGCAAAGUUUAUAGUCGUUGUGUUGGGGCAAUUGGAGAUUUUGAGCCACAUGAGCUUGAUGAGCUUCUUCAUAGAGAUCUCAAAGUAAUUCAAGACUCUAUCAAAGGGAAAUUCCUUUUCGGAGACAAGAUCACACCGACUGAUGCAACCGUAUUUGGACAAUUGGCAUCCGUGUAUUACCCACUUCGUUCGCAUAUCAACGACGUGCUGGAAAAGGAUUUCCCAAAAAUUCUUGAGUACUGCGAAAGUGUUCGCAAGGAAGUGUACCCCAAUGAUUUCACCAUCUAACUUCAAUUUUUAGUUAAUUUUUCUUGUCUUACCUUUUCUUUAGCCAAAUAAAAGUGUCUAUAACAAUAAGUAUUUGUAUCUUCAAA
Molecule: messenger RNA, 923 nt
Organism: Caenorhabditis elegans
Lineage: Eukaryota; Metazoa; Nematoda; Chromadorea; Rhabditida; Rhabditidae
Gene: cdr-6
Product: CaDmium Responsive
Exons: 6
Coding region: 4-837 (277 amino acids)
Source: RefSeq, marked reviewed